UGAAUAAAAUUACCAAUUUAACCCGAAUUGGAAAACCCAAAACCCAGACUUCAACAGCCUACUAACCCAACGCCUCUCUAGCAGCAGCGCCCAAUUCGUCCUCCUUCCAUUCAGCAACUCGAGGAACUCCUAAGGGUCCUUGAAUGGGACAGGGAAACAAUGCUGAGUAGAGGGGAAGGAAUGGCUCUAAGAGGAGUGUGGCAACUUCAAAAGCUGGUUGUGAGCUACUGUGACUGGGGAGGUAGUAGCAGGGGAAUAAGGGCAUUCAUGGAGUCACAUCUGCCUGUAUUUAAAGAGGGAAAUCCUCAGCUAGAGGUGAUUACUGAGCUCAACCGAGGGCAGCAUCCAUUAUUGAAGGGCUUUUACAAGAAUAAAAAUGAGCGUGUGGUUUGUGUAAAGAAUUUGACUCCAGAUGAAGUACUUCUGCAAGCAACCAGGCUAAGAAAUUCAUUGGGAAGAAAGGUAGUAAAACUAAAGACAAGACAUGUGACCCAGCACCCAAGUGUGCAGGGUACAUGGACCACGGCUGUGAGAUUUUGAGGCACAAAAGCACUCCAUAAUAAGCUGUUAUUUCAUGCUCCUAGUUUCAUGAAGUUAUAAUGAUGACAUGAUCUACUUUUGCUUUUUGGGGGCGUUGGAUUCCCUGUUGUUCCGCUCGGAAAGAUGGAAGACGUUUUUGAUAUUAUUAAAUUUCAGUUCUCUUGUUUA
This is a messenger RNA of Ricinus communis (castor bean), 708 nucleotides long. RefSeq names its product 54S ribosomal protein L51, mitochondrial. The coding region runs from base 160 to 540 and encodes 126 amino acids. Gene Ontology annotation, cellular component: mitochondrial large ribosomal subunit. The transcript is spliced from 5 exons. The record is from RefSeq and is a predicted model, not a curated record. Gene Ontology annotation, biological process: mitochondrial translation. Gene Ontology annotation, molecular function: structural constituent of ribosome. NCBI's taxonomy places the organism in Eukaryota, Viridiplantae, Streptophyta, Magnoliopsida, Malpighiales, Euphorbiaceae.